Molecule: messenger RNA, 1686 nt
Organism: Lodderomyces margitis
Lineage: Eukaryota; Fungi; Ascomycota; Pichiomycetes; Serinales; Debaryomycetaceae
Gene: REP1
Product: Rep1p
Exons: 1
Coding region: 1-1686 (561 amino acids)
Biological process (GO): meiotic cell cycle; positive regulation of transcription by RNA polymerase II
Cellular component (GO): nuclear chromosome
Molecular function (GO): DNA binding; DNA-binding transcription factor activity
Source: RefSeq, a predicted model, not a curated record
AUGAACUCAAAUGAUAGGACAGAGGACUUGGCCUCAUUAUUUCUACCAGAAUCGCUACAACAGACGCCACAAGUACCAACUACUCCUGCAACUACCUCAAGCAUGACUGAAAGGCUAGUCGACAACUCCAACUUUCUUCUUCCAAAAGAAAAUACUACGUCCACUUCAUUGCCCAACUCCAGUUACCAAGAUUUCCUCAAUAACAAUAACUUCAUCAACAGACCAACGGGGGAUGAACAAGAACAACAGCAGUUUUCUCAUGUCAAUCAUUAUGCACCAUACCUUCCCUAUGACGCCAACUUGCUCUCCCAUUAUCCAAACUUUCACAAUCCAAUGUAUCCAUACUUUCAGGAGGAGAUACAGCCAUAUGGCACAUUCCAUCCAAAUGAACCAUUGCAGAGAAACCAGCAGUUUGAAAUGGAUAUUCCAGCAGAGGAGGAGGUUCGAGAGCCCAUCAGUCCGAAAAAGAAGCCCAAGGGAAGAAAGCGGGAUCUCAAGCAUUCGCUUGUUGAAAUAGACUACAAGCCAGCCAAAUUGAAAAAACUUUUGGACCUCACCCAUUCAGGAGCUACUAGCAUGAACGAUUACAAGAUUAUCGACAACAACAAUAAAGAAGUUGCCGUUGCAUUUAGUGGGUUUCUCAAUGGGAAAUUCUUCACCAACGACACCGAUAACAACAACUACUUGUUCACCAAGAAUGAACUCCAAAAGGUAGAGAGUAAACCUCUUGAGGAUCCUAAGAUUGUGUCUUGCUAUAGGCGAAAUUACAUUCAGGUGUUGAUGAACAUGAGACUAGCUGGUGUCACCAAUGAUUUCAAAUUGCUCAAGUUGCAAACAAGUGAGUACGGGUACUCCACAACUAGAGUUAUAAAAUACUUCAAGAUUGAAAUCCAAGCAGUGACUAAUAUAUCCAAUUCCAAUAGCGUCCCCAUUAUAGUAAGGAAUAGUGAAAAGGAGGCGGUGAAACAAGAACCAAAGGACGAUGUUGUCCAACCUACGAGUAUAGGUGCCGAGCAUGUUGUUGUCCUAAAUGAUUCUGGAGUUAAUAAUGAAUUGGACAAAUACUUUGUGGUGAGAAAGCUACAGUUUAAGAAUGCAACGCCCAAUAAUGGUAAUCUCACUUUUCAGAACUACUACCAUUUAAAGGUGAAGUUGAGUUGUGUGGUUGCCGAUAUCUACUAUGAUGACUACGUUGAUGACAUUGCUAACCUAAAUGCCAAUGGCAACACCAAUGAGUUUCUUCUUGCCGAAUUGGUAAGUGAGCCAAUCAUUGUUCGCGGGAGAAACCCUAGUUUUUACUCGGAACGUAAAGAUGUUUUGAUAAGAUGCCGUCCUUACUUGUCGAAAAAGAGUUACCAAUUGGCUACUGAGCUGGUCAAAGACAAAUUGGAGGACGAUGAUGAGCAUGUGAGUUUGGAGUUGACUGAAGACGAUAUCGACGAGCAGGAUGAUGGGCAUGUAUCACCCACUGAUAAAAGCAAACGAGCCAACUCUACUAAUUCCGAUAUCGAUUUGAAUGAAAUCGAUGGGUAUAAAUACUAUCCUAUAUCGAGUCAUUAUUAUCUUCCGCCGGUAAAUGUGGUAUACUUUCCCCAUCGUGCUCAUCAUCCUAUUGAGAAAGACGAAUAUGAGUCGACUGUCGAGCCAGUGGUACAAAGGAAAAGCUCAAAUGUGUAUUUUAAAUAG